Molecule: messenger RNA, 2453 nt
Organism: Chiroxiphia lanceolata (lance-tailed manakin)
Lineage: Eukaryota; Metazoa; Chordata; Aves; Passeriformes; Pipridae
Gene: JHY
Product: junctional cadherin complex regulator
Exons: 9
Coding region: 118-2241 (707 amino acids)
Biological process (GO): axoneme assembly
Source: RefSeq, a predicted model, not a curated record
CGACCGCGUCCUCAGGGUUACCAUGGCAACGGGGAGGGAACGGCCGGGAAUGGGACCGGGAAUGAGCCGGGAACUGAGAGGGGCUGGUGUAAAUAAACCAGCAGUGCAAAGCACGGCAUGAAACCCUCAGCUCUGAAAUACACUGCAGUGUUUUCUCCCCGCUCUCGCACCGUGAACAGAAUCCACGUGCCUCCAAAAGUCCUCGUGCCGCCCGUUUUCCACCCUCCCAAAUGGCAAAGGGGGACUCUGAGGGAAGGGGGAUCUGCCUCCAGCCCCGAGGACUCCCAGGACUCGGACUCAGAGAGCCUUGCUGAGGAGGGGCAGGACCAGCUGGGGCUCCAGCAGAGGAUCCUGGAGAAUGAGGAGCUGCUGGGACUGGGCUCUGAGGAGCUGGACAAUGACAGCCUGGAAGAGGACAGCCUGGAGGAGGUGAGCUCAGAAGAAGACACCAGUCCAAAGGGAACGCAGAAGAAUGGAAGGAAAAACCAGUCUGUGGACAAAUAUUCCAGCCUAAGGUACAAUCCUAACUGGAAGAACACAAGAAAGGCAGGAAAAGCACCUCAAGUUGGAGGAAGCAGUGUGGACUUUUCACAGGAGUCAUUUUACCUCCAUUCCAGUGGCUCCUCAGAAGGAAAGAGUCAAGAGGAGGCAAACCCACAAAAUUCAUUCUUAGAAUUCGGUUCAGAAUUUUUAAGCUUUCCUGAACCAACUGUCCUGGUCAGCAGUGAACCCCUUGGGCCUCAAACCAAAAAGAAGGAAUCUGGAGAUGGUUUUCAGUCCAAAGAUCGACCACAGAGAGCAAAGAAAAACUUUGUGAAAAAAAAUAAGCAGACUUUAGGAUUGCCCUCAGAGAGGAUAAAUUCCUAUCUGGAGUUACACAAGAAAAAACAACAAGGUCUUCAAGAGCAGGUCACAGAUCCUAAAACAGUUGAUGAGGAAGAACCACCACCCCAGACUGUGAAAAAGAAGCCUGAAGACAACCUGAAAGGACAGCAGCUCAAGGAUCAGCACAGUAAGUUCUCCCAGAGAGAGAAAACAAAACCCACUGGGAAUCUCAACAGCAAAGAUUUUCCAAGGAAUGGCAGCCAACAACCACCAGGAAGAGCAGCAGAACCAAAGCCUUGGCACCACAAUCCCCAGCAAACACCAGGAUUUCAGGCUGCUCCCAGUGCAGAGGAGCAGGACAAGGACACUGCCCUGCAGGAAUCUCUGCAUCCCAAUCCUGAUGCUGAUCCAGCAGCAAAAUCCAACACUGGGUUCAAUAAUUCCCCAAAUUCGAGACAUUUUGUUAAGCAAGACUUUCCCACAUCUUCCUGUCAUGUUCAUCCCACAUCCCAGCACUGGAACCCAGCAGACACCAGCAAGGAGAACGAGAAAUCUCAGCAGGAAUCUCCACGUGGAAUUCCACAUUCACACCACCACAUCCCUGGGCAGCCUUCUGGAAGUACCAGUGGCCAAGAAAAUCCGAAACACAGGAACAUUUCAAACAUUUCAGCUGCUUUUAGUGCCAGUUUUCAAGAACUGAAGGAUCAAAUCCCACUUCAGGACUGCAAGAAACACAUUCAUGAGGAUAAAAGCUCACCACCAGCUCCUUGUGCCACCCCCGGGUUUCCCCAGCUGCUGGAGCAGCAUCUCCCAGGAAUCCCUGCUUUGGCAGGAGCUCCCUUUGCUGACAGGUGGCUGCUCAGCCUCCUGCCCCCUGCGAUCCCACGGGUCCCAGGUGGUUCCCAGGGAGAUCCCGAGGCAGGAAACCCACUGACAAGAAGCAGGAGGAACUCAGAGGGACAUCUCACACAAAUGAAAAAGCAAACCCAGCCUAAAGUCAGCAGGAAGCCAUGUGGCCCAAAAGUCACCAUAAACCUGAAUGUGAAGCUUGGGGGCCUUGGACCUGACUAUGAGGCAAUCAAAGAGAAAAAGCAGAAGUUAAAGCUGCAAAAGGAAUAUUCAAGGCAGAUUAAGGAAUACAACAUGAAAAAUAUUACUUUGGUUCAGAAGUUACCAACAAAACCUCAGGUCACAUCUUCAGUGUCGAGACAGAAGGCACUGGAAUAUGCCAAGAAGAUUCCAAGGCCAAAGACUUUCAUGACAAGACCAUCAGGCAAAGAGGUGAAAGAGGAAGCUCUGUCCCAGACUUCAGAUGGAAGCAGCUUCCCCAAAAUCCCAUCCCUGGAAACUCUGCGGAGCAGACACGAGAAGGAGAAGGAGGUUGUGGCUGCUUUCAAAGCCCUUCACAUCCUCUAAGGGAUACAUCUGAAAACAUUUGGGAUAUCUCCAAACCAAAAAUGCCCAAACUAUUUAAUUAUGAGCUCUGACCAUCACAUAUUGAUUUACCAGCCCACCGAAAUAUGAAGUAGCUCAAGUUUAAUCACUGAUAAAUUUUGGACACGGUUCUACCACACCUUUUUUUCUUUUUUUUUAAAUAAAAUAAACCUUUGCAUAUGUAGCAUUUUAAA